UCUCUCCUCGCACCCCUCCGCUCUCCCCUCGGCUGCAGCCCCAGCCCGGCCCGCCAGCUGGGCUGGCAGGAGGGCGGCGGCGGCGGCGGCACCAUGAGCUUUGAGGGCGGCCACAGCGGCGGUCGGCGCCGCGGGGCGCAGAGCGGGGACCCCGAGCCGCCCCCGCCCCCGCCGCCGCCGCCGCCCCCGGGAGAGCCGGCCUCGGCCCCCGCGCCCCCACGCUACCCGCCACCGCUGCCCGCGCCGCCCGCGUCCCCCGAGCGCGCCGCGGUGCUAGACGAGCAGCCGGCGGAGCGGGUCCCGCGGCGCCGGGGCUCGGACGAGCUGCCGCCGCCGCCGCCUCCAGCGCCCCUGCCGCCCGCCGGCCAGGAGGGUCCGGCGGCCGGCGACUCCGGGGAAGGUCCGCGGCGCCUUCCCGAGGCGGCGGUCCCCGAGGCGGCGGCGGGGAAGGGCGUCCCCGGAGAGCCUGAGGCCGGCGCGGGCGGGGAGGGCGAGCGGCGGGGCGCCGGCGACCAGCCCGAGACGCGCUCGGUGUGUAGCAGCCGCAGCAGCAGCAGCGGCGCUGGCGACCAGCGCUCCGGGCACCAGCACCAGCACCACCAGCCCAUCUGCAAGAUCUGCUUCCAGGGCGCCGAGCAGGGGGAGCUGUUAAAUCCCUGCCGAUGUGAUGGAUCCGUUCGGUACACACAUCAGCUGUGUCUGCUGAAGUGGAUCAGUGAGAGAGGUUCCUGGACUUGUGAGCUCUGCUGUUACCGAUACCAUGUCAUAGCCAUUAAAAUGAAACAGCCUUGCCAGUGGCAAAGCAUUUCUAUAACACUGGUUGAGAAAGUUCAGAUGAUUGCUGUAAUCCUAGGAUCCCUGUUCUUAAUAGCAAGUGUGACCUGGCUCCUCUGGUCAGCCUUCAGCCCCUAUGCAGUUUGGCAGAGGAAGGACAUCCUUUUUCAAAUCUGCUAUGGAAUGUAUGGUUUUAUGGAUCUAGUGUGCAUAGGUCUCAUUGUCCAUGAAGGAGCUGCAGUUUACAGAGUGUUUAAGCGCUGGCGGGCUGUUAACUUACACUGGGAUGUAUUAAAUUAUGAUAAAGCUACAGACAUUGAAGAAAGUAGCCGGGGAGAGUCUUCCACAAGCAGGACUUUAUGGUUGCCACUGACGGCCCUACGGAACAGGAAUUUGGUCCACCCAACGCAGUUAACCUCCCCCAGGUUUCAGUGUGGCUACGUGUUACUCCAUCUGUUCAACCGGAUGAGGCCCCAUGAAGAUCUGUCCGAAGAUAACAGCUCAGGGGAGGUUGUGAUGAGAGUGACUUCUGUGUGACAGAAGUGUAAGACAGCAUGGUGGAAGCCACCCUGCAUAUCUUGGAAUGUAAUUGCAAUGAAUGGUGAAACCAUAGCACUUCUAAAAA
Hyaena hyaena (striped hyena) is the source of this 1399-nucleotide messenger RNA. RefSeq names its product membrane associated ring-CH-type finger 11 (gene MARCHF11). The transcript has 4 exons. NCBI's taxonomy places the organism in Eukaryota, Metazoa, Chordata, Mammalia, Carnivora, Hyaenidae. Gene Ontology annotation, molecular function: ubiquitin-protein transferase activity; zinc ion binding. The record is from RefSeq and is a predicted model, not a curated record. The coding region runs from base 94 to 1311 and encodes 405 amino acids. Gene Ontology annotation, biological process: protein ubiquitination.